UGUUGAUUCCUUAUUAAUAAUUAUUUGUAAAUGAAGAGAGUGAACAAACAAAGGAAAAGGGAGAUUUCCAAAAAGAAGUUCUGUGAAGUAUACAUAGGCUCCAACUCAAGUAUUAGCACCACUCAUCAGACGACGAGGAAGAAUAUUAGAAGAGUCUAUGCAAGCAAGAACCAGAGGAAUAAAUCUAGAAUUAUAAUCCAGGAAGCUACUCAAAAGUCACUUGCUGCAAACGAAGUCAAGACUGGCAAACAGAUUCGAAGAUCGUCUCAGAACCGAGUUGCCAAUCUGCCUCAGGUCGGGAUCCUUCACUCUAUUAAGAACUUGAACAUCUUUGCUGGUAAGAUGAAUGGCAGACUUGGGCUGAGACCUAUUGUUGUUGAAAGAGCUAAGCCUGAGUAUCUUCCUACAAUUGAUAAUGCGACCAUUUUCACUUCAAAGAAUAACAAGUCUUUCGAUGACCUGAAAGCUACUAUUAAGAAGAGGAGAAGGAUCAAGAAGAUCAUCAAUGCUGCUAGGACUACCAUCCCUUACUUGAAGACCGAAUCGAAUCCCAUGGUAUCUAAGCUGAGUAUGAAACUCUUCAAUUCUUCUGGGAUGAGAAUCUUGAAGACCCUAAUAGACAAAGAAGAAAGCUACUCUACUCCUCUCUCUGACCAUGAUGUGACUCCUAAAAUGAGGGCAAGGAUGGUAGACUGGAUGCUUGAAGUAUUCUCAGUAUACAAGAAACCGGAAGAUACAUAUUUCCAAUCGGUGUACCUUUUGGACAAAUAUCUUUCGCUUACUGAUAAUAUACUGGACGACUCACACAUCCAUCUGCUAGGAGUUACUUGAAUGUUCUCAGCUUCGAAGUAUCUUGACUAUGAGUGCAUUAGCUUAAAGGAUAUUUGCAAGAACAUAUCCCAUGAAGUUUUUGAUGAGAAUAGCAUACUCAAAUGCGAAAAUAAAAUUUUGGAAACUCUUGAUUUUCAGUAUGAUAUCACUACCCCAUUCCAUUUUAUCUCGACAAUACUGCUAAUUGUCAAAACUCUUGUCGAUGAUGAGAAGAACCAUCAGCUACUUUCAUGCUUGGAGUUGACUUCUUUUCAGUAUGCUAAGAUGAGCCUGAUCAACAAAGACUUUUGACAGCUCAAGCCAUCAGAAAUUGCUUUUGGCGCAAUUUCUAAUGCAUGAAAUUUUUUGAUUAAACCUCAGUCACAUCAUACUCUAAGAGAGAUAUCAAGUUUCACGAAGGAUCAAGAAGUGAUCAACAACAUUGUAAGGCUCUUCCAAAUCAUGCUCCAGAAGUCGGUCUUCAAGGACAUAGACAUUGACACUAUAGAAGAUGCUAUGGGAAGUCAUUUGGCUCACUUUGAUGAAGAAUUUUCAUAUUGAACAAAUGCUCAUAAAUUUUCAUUGAUGACUAAGUAAGAAUUCCUUUCAAAAUUUUAAAUCUAAAAG
Messenger RNA from Moneuplotes crassus, 1437 nucleotides. The record is from the annotation of a GenBank genome assembly. Lineage: Eukaryota; Ciliophora; Spirotrichea; Euplotida; Euplotidae.